Molecule: messenger RNA, 744 nt
Organism: Acanthisitta chloris (rifleman)
Lineage: Eukaryota; Metazoa; Chordata; Aves; Passeriformes; Acanthisittidae
Gene: MCAT
Product: malonyl CoA:ACP acyltransferase (mitochondrial)
Exons: 3
Molecular function (GO): transferase activity
Source: RefSeq, a predicted model, not a curated record
UGUGUGUCCCCGCAGGUGGUGGAGAGCUGCGUGGCGGCCGCAGGGUACAGCGUGGGGGAAUUCGCGGCGCUCGUCUUCGCUGGAGCCCUGAGCUUUGCCGAAGCGCUGUACGCGGUGAAGGUGAGAGCCGAAGCGAUGCAAAAGGCCUCGGAAGCUGUGCCCAGCGGAAUGCUGUCGGUCAUCGGGCGGCGAGAGGCAAAUUACAAAUUCGCGUGCUUGGAAGCUCGUAAACACUGCGAAUCGCUGGGCAUAGAGAACCCUGUGUGCACGGUGUCAAACUACUUGUUUCCAGACAGCAGAGUCAUUGCAGGACACUUACAGGCCUUGGAGUUUCUGCAGGAGAAUGCCCGGAAAUACUAUUUUACACGUACAAAAAUGCUUCCAGUCAGUGGGGCCUUUCACACCAGACUAAUGGAACCAGCAGUGGAGCCACUGGCUGAAGUCCUAAAAUCCAUUGAGAUCCAGAAACCACUGCUCUGUGUGUAUUCCAAUGUUGAUGGCAAAAAGUAUAUGCACUCGAAGCACAUUCGGAAGCUGUUAGUGAAACAGGUGGUUUCACCUGUUUUGUGGGAACAGACCAUGCACUCAGUGUAUGAGAGAAAGCAAGGAGUGGAAUUCCCUUACACGUACGAGGUGGGGCCUGGAAACCAACUAGGAGCCAUUCUCAAAAAAUGUAAUUUAAAGGCCUGGAAGCAAUAUAAACACGUAGAUGCUCUGGAAGAUGAGGAAGAAGCAGAGACUUAA